CUACGAGUCGCCACUUUUCUGAACGAAGAAUCAGAGGAACACAAUCAAUUUCCUAACCUAAAAUUCACAUAUGAUCGCGCAGUAACGCUUUGAAACGUAGUGCGAGUUGAGUGAGAUCUAGUCUAAAGAAAGGAGAUGAGCGAUGCCGAGCUUCAGGAAGAGGAAAGAGAAGUACUGUCCUCGAUAUACGAUGGCGAUCCAGCUUUCAAGCAGUUAACACCUACGAUAUUUCAAUACAAGUACGGAGAAGAUAACGAUUCAAAGUCAUUUCUGCUGGAAAUAUCAUGGGGCGCAACAUAUCCUUCAGAGAAGCCAACCAUCAAUAUGAACAUAUUUUAUAACAAACAUAUAGUGCAAGAGGUAAAGGACAAGGUGGUGAGUCACGUAGAGGCAGAGGCUGAGCAAUGGUUAGGUAGCGCUAUGACGUAUACCUUAUUUCAGUCUGUCCAAGAACAUUGCGCAGACUUAGUAUCCAAUCAACCGGACUCAGUCACAGAAGUAAAUUCCUACACUAGUAAACUCAAGAUCGCGGAUGAGAACCAACAGAUUGAAGAAACGACGAAAAAACCGAAGAAAGAACAACUAACCAAAGCUCAGAAGCGUAAGCAGUGGAACAAGGCAGAUGGCAAAGGUGAGAGACCACGCGGAUGGAACUGGGUGGACAUAGUGAAACAUUUGUCGCAGACUGGCCCUAAAUCGGAGCAAGAAUCUUAGUUCGAAAGUCACUUGCAUCAUUUUGUACAGUAUAAAAAGCAUGCUAUAUUUUUAUAAAUGUUGGAAAUAAAUAAAUAAUUUCUUCGUAUCUACCUAGCA
Molecule: messenger RNA, 813 nt
Organism: Odontomachus brunneus
Lineage: Eukaryota; Metazoa; Arthropoda; Insecta; Hymenoptera; Formicidae
Product: RWD domain-containing protein 4
Exons: 4
Coding region: 136-714 (192 amino acids)
Molecular function (GO): protein binding
Source: RefSeq, a predicted model, not a curated record